GUGCUGUGCUCGUGCUCGUGCUCCUCCGGCAGCAGUGCAGUGCUCUUCUACAACCCCCACUUCAAUGUACCGGUCAAUUGUUCCCUCGUGGCGGACCCUCUGCUCCAAAUGUCUGCGGCAACAACUGCAGAAAAACCUCCUCCACCGUGACCACCACCGACGACCAUACGGCACCGCCGCCGCCCUCGGGAACUACGUCUCGCAACAAAACGUAGGUAGUAGUAGAAGCUCGAGCUUCAAUCCUGCUCUACACUCUGCGCCCAAUGCCGCUGCCGACGAUAAAACGCUGAGGGAGAUAUUCGACAACGCCGAGCUCUGGUCCCAAUUCCUGCGCAAAUCCGGCGACCCCACGGCCACGCGCACAGGGCUAUUCCACAACAAGGACCUGACGUCACCGCUGGGGUUCCGAAAGUAUGCGUCGCGGACACUUUCGAAGGCGAAAGCCUUGGUUGAGCAGAUCGUUAACGCGAGCACGCGCGAGGAGCUCGCGCGGGUCGUGCUCGACCUCGACCGCCUGAGCGAUCUGCUCUGCCGCGUUAUCGACAUGUCGGAUUUCGUGCGCGCGACACAUCCCGAUCGCAAGAUUGUCGCUGCUGCGAAUGAGGCUUAUGCCGCUAUGUUCGAGUAUAUGCAUGUCCUCAAUACGACGACGGGGCUGUAUACCACGCUUAAGAGGGCCCUGCAGGAUCCGGAGGUGGGAAAGAGGUGGACUGAUGAUGAGAGGACGGUAGCAGAGAUCCUGUUCAAGGACUUUGAGAAGUCGGGGAUUAAUCUGCCCGGGUAUGUGCGCAAGCGCUGGGUCGAGCUUACGAGUGAGAUUGCCGAGUUGGGGGCGGGGUUCGUUAAUGAGAUGGAGCCGGAGAAGGCGGUGCUGGAGUUCGAGAGCUCGAGGAUGCGAGGGAUGGAUCCGAUGGUGGUGCGGGAGCUGACGAGUCGCGGGAAGAUACGGAUUCCGACCGUUGGCAUGGCGGCGAAUCAUGCGUUGAGGACCGUCGAGGAUCCCGCGGUGAGGAGGGAGCUGUAUCUGGCCAAUCAUACCAGCUCGAAAAAGCAGAUUGGCGUGCUGGAGAAGCUGUUGAAGCGCAGGACGGAGCUGGCGACGCUGGUGGGCUGUGAGAGUUUUGGGCAGCACACGCUGAUGGAUAAGAUGGCGGGGACGCCGGAUGCGGUGAUGCAAUUCCUGGAAGCACUGGCGACAGCAAACCUGCCUGCUGCGCAGGCGGAGUUCAAUACGCUCACGAAGCUCAAACGAGACCAGGGCAUCGCUGGCACAUUGGAGCCAUGGGAUCGAGACUACUAUGCAAGCAAGCUCACGUUUGCGCUGCGCGACCGCUCGAAAUCAGACCAUGACCUGUCGGCAUACUUCUCACUAGGCACGGUGAUGCAAGGGCUCUCUCGGCUGUUCACGCGGCUGUACGGUGUGCGCUUCAUCCCGCGGGAGCCCUCACCGGGAGAGACCUGGAACAGCGACGUGCGGCGUCUGGACGUGGUCUCGGAAAGCGACGGCCCCAUCGCGGUAGUCUACUGCGAUCUCUUCGAGCGCAUGGGCAAGAACCCCAACCCGGCGCACUUCACCGUGCGCUGCUCACGUCACAUCCCCGAGUCCGAAAUCGCCGAGUCGGCGCUCCUCGGCGAGCGCGCCGACGACGGCAUGGCCUCCGCCAUCCGCGCCGGCACCUCCGACCUCUACCAGCUCCCGACCAUCGCACUCAUCUGCGACUUCCCGCGCCCCAUCAACCGCAAGCCCACGCUCCUCAACUUCCGCGAAGUCCAAACGCUCUUCCACGAGAUGGGACAUGCGGUGCACUCGAUGCUCGGGCGCACCUCACUGCACAACGUCGCGGGCACGCGCUGCGCAACCGACUGGGCCGAGCUCCCCUCGGUUUUGAUGGAGCACUUCGCGCGGGACCCGACGGUGCUCUCCCUCUUCGCACGGCACUACUCGACCGACGAGCCGCUGCCAUACGCGCAGCUACAGCACCGCCUCGCGCGCGACGAGCUCCUCGAGGCGUCGGAAACGCGGCACCAGAUCCUGCUCGCUUUGCUAGAUCAGCACUACUACACAUCCUUGCCGCUGGCGCGCGACUUCAGCAGCACGGCGAUCUACCGCCAGGUCGAGCGGCAGUACUCGCUGCUGCCGCACGCGGACGGCACUAGCUGGCAGGGCUUCUUUGGGCAUCUGUAUGGCUAUGGCGCUACGUACUACGCGUACCUCUUUGAUCGCGCGAUUGCGGCGAAGGUCUGGCGUGACGUGUUUGAGUUGGACCCCCUGCAAAGGGAAAGUGGUGAGAAGUUUAGUGAGGAGGUGCUGAGAUGGGGGGGUGCGAGGAGCGGCUGGAAGUGCCUGGCUGGCGUGUUGGGGAGGGAGGAGAUCAGUGAGGGCGGCGAGGAGGCUAUGAGGGAGGUGGGGAGGUGGGGGAGGGAGUUGAAGUAG
This is a messenger RNA of Tricharina praecox, 2434 nucleotides long. RefSeq lists its product as uncharacterized. Gene Ontology annotation, cellular component: mitochondrion. NCBI's taxonomy places the organism in Eukaryota, Fungi, Ascomycota, Pezizomycetes, Pezizales, Pyronemataceae. Gene Ontology annotation, molecular function: metalloendopeptidase activity. The record is from RefSeq and is a predicted model, not a curated record. The transcript is spliced from 2 exons. Bases 65 to 2434 code for a protein of 789 amino acids. Gene Ontology annotation, biological process: peptide metabolic process.